Molecule: messenger RNA, 438 nt
Organism: Trypanosoma conorhini
Lineage: Eukaryota; Euglenozoa; Kinetoplastea; Trypanosomatida; Trypanosomatidae
Product: calmodulin
Exons: 1
Coding region: 1-438 (145 amino acids)
Cellular component (GO): myosin II complex
Molecular function (GO): calcium ion binding
Source: RefSeq, a predicted model, not a curated record
AUGUCACGCGCUGCUCUGAUGAAGGAGGCCUUCGAGCUUCUUCAAAGGGAUGGGAAAAUACCCAAAGCCUCUGUUCCAACCGCACUUCGGGCGGCGGGUUUAAAUCCCAGUGAGGAAAGACUUAAAGAAAUCAUGAAUACUGUAACUGAGCUUGAUAUGGCUGCUUAUGAGGCGCUUGUUCAAAAGCAUGAUGAUAAGACAGAUUCUCCAGAAGCUGUAAAGGAGGCAUUCCGGGUCUUUGACAAGGACCUAGAUGGUACUGUUUCUGUUGCCGAAUUUCGCCACAUUAUGACAACAAUGGGAGAGAAAUAUACAGAAGAAGAAUUUCGGGAUUUGAUUCAAGGCUUCGAGGAGAAUGGCGUUAUUCAUUAUGAGAAGUUUGUGGACAAAAUGUUAGCUCCUUUUACCGAUCAUGGCAACGCGGAGGAUGUGAUAUAG